Molecule: messenger RNA, 14609 nt
Organism: Rhineura floridana
Lineage: Eukaryota; Metazoa; Chordata; Lepidosauria; Squamata; Rhineuridae
Gene: PLXNA1
Product: plexin A1
Exons: 32
Coding region: 528-6245 (1905 amino acids)
Biological process (GO): regulation of cell migration; semaphorin-plexin signaling pathway involved in axon guidance; negative regulation of cell adhesion
Cellular component (GO): semaphorin receptor complex
Molecular function (GO): semaphorin receptor activity; protein binding
Source: RefSeq, a predicted model, not a curated record
UUAAAAACUGGCUGGAGGAGGGACACUAGGUGUGACAGGCCUUGGUGUUUUAUGAGCAGGAUGCAAGAUUGGAUCGGCUAGCUGUCCCUGAGCUCUAAUACAGAGCCUUCCCCAUUGUGGAUUCAUUCACUGCAGAGCCUCAUUCCCCACUUAAUGUGAUCCAGACCUGGGCAACCCAUAUCCUUCUGGAUUUAAAUGCAACAAAAUAAUAUCAGCCUUCCACUGUUUUCUUUCAAUCAAUUUUUGAUGGCUUUAGAUAGGCAUUAAUAGUGAUGAAGAGAUUGUAGGAACCUACUCUUUAAUGAGAGGUCUGAAGGAGAGUGAAACUGCCAUCCUCCAUGCUGAUAAAACUCAGGGCUGAGCUGGAUGCCAGCAUCCAUGAUGUCGUGAAUGUGGAGAUUGGUGAAAGAAGAGGAGACAUUACUCCACAGGCACCCCUUUUCCCUUCUCCAUUGCAUUUUGAUUUGCUUCAUUUUUCCCCAUGGUUAGGUUAACGCACGGCCACUGCUGGAUGUGAUUUGUUUGCCAUGUGGCUCCUGAGGCUAAAGCACCAUCUGUCCAUCAACAUCUGGACCCUGCUGCUUCUGGGGAGUGCUUGGCUGCCAUUGGAAGAAGGCACUCCCAAGUCCUCCUCUCACUUUAGGACUUUCCAGGUCACAGACUGGAGUUUGACACACUUGGUGGUCCACAACAAAACUGGGGAGGUGUAUGUGGGUGCUGUCAACCGGAUCUAUAAGCUUGCACAUGAUCUGACACUGAUGCGCACUCAUGUUACAGGACCAGUGGAUGACAAUGAGAAGUGCUACCCACCACCCAGUGUGCAGUCUUGCCCACAUGGUCUUGUCAGCACCAACAAUGUCAACAAGUUGCUGCUGGUGGAUUAUUCUGGGAACCGACUGAUAGCCUGUGGCAGUGCUUCUCAGGGCAUUUGCCAGUUUCUGCGCUUGGAUGACCUUUUCAAGUUGGGUGAGCCCCACCAUCGCAAGGAGCACUACCUCUCCAGCGUCAAUGAGUCAGGAACUAUGUCAGGUGUGAUCAUUGAAGUGAACAAUGGGCAAAACAAGCUCUUCAUUGGAACACCCAUCGAUGGCAAAUCUGAGUAUUUCCCUACCCUGUCCAGCCGCAAGUUGAUGGCCAGUGAAGAGAAUGCAGAGAUGUUUGGCUUUGUUUAUCAGGAUGAGUUUGUAUCAUCCCAGCUCAAGAUCCCAUCAGAUACACUGUCCAAGUUCCCCACAUUUGAUAUCUACUACAUCUACAGCUUCAGCAGUGAGCAGUUUGUCUACUACCUGACCUUGCAACUGGACACUCAACUUACCUCACCUGACUCUACUGGAGAGCAAUUUUUCACCUCCAAGGUCGUCCGGCUGUGUGUGGAUGACCCCAAGUUCUACUCAUAUGUGGAGUUCCCCAUUGGCUGUGUUCGAGAUGACAUUGAAUACCGCCUGAUUCAGGAUGCUUACCUCAGUAAGCCUGGAAAGGCACUGGCCAAGCAGUUGGGCAUCUCAGAGCAGGAGGAUAUUCUCUUCACAAUCUUCUCUCAGGGCCAGAAAAACAGGAUCAAGCCACCAAAGGAAUCUGUCCUUUGCCUCUUCACAUUGAAGAAGAUCAAAGACAAGAUCAAGGAGCGCAUCCAGUCUUGUUACCGUGGGGAGGGGAAGCUUUCUUUGCCCUGGCUUUUGAACAAAGAAUUGGGAUGCAUCAAUUCACCCCUGCAAAUUGAUGACAAUUUCUGUGGUCAGGAUUUUAACCAGCCAUUGGGUGGAACAGUCACCAUUGAAGGUGUGCCACUCUUUGUGGACAAGGAAGAUGGCAUGACAUCAGUGGCUGCUUAUGACUACCGUGGCCACACCGUGGUCUUUGCUGGCACACGAAGGGGCAAGAUAAAAAAGAUCCUCGUGGACCCUGCCAAUCCCAUUGGACGUUCAGCUUUGCAGUAUGAGAAUGUCAUAGCCCAUGAAGGCAGCUCCGUCCUGCGGGACUUAGUGCUCAGCCCUGAUCUCCAAUACCUCUAUGCCAUGACUGAAAAACAGGUGACUCGUGUGCCAGUGGAGAGUUGUGAGCAAUAUACAACCUGUGCGCUAUGUUUGGGCUCCAGGGACCCUCACUGUGGCUGGUGUGUCCUACACAACAUCUGUUCACGGAAGGACCGAUGUGACAGAGCUGAUGAACCUCAGCGCUUUGCUUCAGAUCUACGCCAGUGUGUCCAGCUCACUGUACAGCCCAAGAAUAUAUCAGUCACCAUGUCAGAGGUCCCACUGGUCCUGCAAGCCAGGAAUGUCCCUGAUCUCUCUGCUGGUGUGAACUGUUCAUUUGAAGAUUUUACAGAGUCUGAAAGUCGCAUUGAAGAUGGCAAGAUCUACUGUAGCUCUCCUUCUACAAAAGAUGUCAUUCCUAUUACUAGGGGGCGAGGCGAUAAACGAGUGGUAAAGCUCUACCUUAAAUCCAAGGAGACUGGGAAAAAGUUUGCAGCUGUGGAUUUUGUCUUUUACAACUGUAGUGUUCACCAAUCUUGCCUGUCCUGUGUGAAUGGAUUCUUCCCUUGCCAUUGGUGUAAAUAUCGUCACAUUUGUACUCACAAUGCUGCUGACUGUUCCUUCUUGGAAGGACGUGUCAACAUGUCUGAGGACUGCCCACAGAUCCUUCCAUCUACCCAGAUAUAUAUCCCUGUGGGUGUGGUGAAGCCCAUCACCUUGACAGCCAAAAACCUGCCGCAGCCACAGUCUGGACAGCGCAAUUAUGAGUGCAUCUUCCAUAUUCCUGGCAGCCCCACCCGUGUCACUGCCCUGCGCUUUAACAGCACCAGCAUCCAGUGCCAGAACACUUCGUAUUCCUAUGAAGGGAAUGGCAUCAGUGACCUCCCGGUGAACCUUUCCGUGGUAUGGAAUGGAAACUUCAUUAUCGACAAUCCCCAGAACAUCCAGGCUCACCUAUACAAGUGCUCAGCUCUGCGCAAAAGCUGUGGGCUGUGCCUGAAGGCAGAUCCACGCUUUGAGUGUGGCUGGUGUGUGUCAGAAAAGCGAUGUUCCCUGCGCCAACAUUGCCCAGCCUUUGAAAGCAGCUGGAUGCAUGCUAGCAAUGGCAAUAGCAGAUGUGCAGAUCCCAAAAUCAAUAAGCUGACACCUGAAACAGGCCCCCGGCAGGGUGGUACUCGUUUAACCAUCACUGGCGAGAACCUUGGCCUGAAGUUUGAGGACGUACGCUUGGGUGUGCGGGUUGGCAAAGUGAUGUGCGUUCCCAUCGAGAGGGAGUAUAUCAGCGCUGAGCAGAUCGUCUGUGAGAUUGGAGAAGCCAGCCCUAGCAAAAUCCAAGAUGCCCCUGUGGAAGUUUGUGUCAGGGACUGCUCCCCCAGCUACAGGGCUAUAUCCCCCAAAAGUUUCACCUUUGUGACUCCCACUUUCUCACAAGUGGCUCCAGCUCGGGGUCCUGUCUCUGGGGGCACCUGGAUCAGCAUAAAAGGAAAGCAUCUCGAUGCAGGAAGUGACAUCACAGUGAUCAUUGGAGAGCAACCAUGUGCCUUUCCAAGGAGAAGUGCCAAUGAAAUCCAGUGUAGAACACCACGUGGCCAGAUUUCGGGAGAGUCAUCCAUCUUCAUUCACAUAAACCGGGCUGUACUUAGCAGCCCUGAGGUGGCAUAUUUCUAUACAGAUGACCCCACCAUUCAUAAGAUAGACCCCGAGUGGAGCAUCAACAGUGGUGGGACACUGUUAACUGUGACAGGCACCAAUCUGGCCACUAUCAAAGAACCCAGGAUCCGAGCCAAGUAUGGCAGUGCUGAAAGUGAGAAUAACUGCACAGUCUACAACGACACCACCAUGGUGUGCUAUGCUCCUUCCAUUGACAACCCAGCACGGAGUCCUCCAGAGCUUGGUGAUCGCCCAGAUGAGAUAGGUUUUGUCAUGGAUAAUGUCCAGGCCUUACUGAUCAUCAACAAAACCAACUUCGUCUAUUAUCCAGACCCUGUGUUUGAGUCUCUCCCCUCUGGAAUGCUGGAACUCAAGCCAAGCUCUCCACUCAUCCUCAAGGGCCGCAACCUGCUUCCUCCGGCAUCUGGAAAUUCCCGGCUAAACUACACAGUGCUAAUUGGUGACACCCCCUGUGCUCUUACGGUUUCUGAGACACAGCUUCUCUGCGAGUCACCAAAUCUCACAGGACAGCACAAAGUGACGAUCAAGGCCGGGGGCUUUGAAUUCUCCCCAGGAACACUACAGAUCUAUUCAGACAACUUGUUGACCCUUCCAGCCAUUAUUGGCAUUGGUGGGGGCGGGGGUCUCCUCUUGCUCAUCAUCAUUAUUGUCCUCAUUGCAUACAAGCGGAAAUCACGAGAUGCUGACCGUACCCUCAAACGUCUCCAGUUGCAGAUGGACAACUUGGAGUCCCGUGUGGCCUUGGAGUGCAAGGAAGCUUUUGCCGAGCUUCAGACAGAUAUACAUGAGCUGACCAAUGACUUGGAUGGAGCUGGCAUUCCCUUCUUGGAUUAUCGCACCUAUGCCAUGAGGGUCCUCUUCCCAGGAAUAGAAGACCAUCCUGUGCUGAAGGAAAUGGAGGUCCAGGCAAAUGUGGAGAAGUCCUUGACCCUUUUUGGGCAGCUCUUGAACAAAAAGCACUUCCUGUUGACUUUCAUUCGCACCCUGGAGGCACAACGUAGUUUUUCCAUGAGGGAUCGGGGCAAUGUGGCUUCUUUAAUCAUGACAGCGCUGCAGGGUGAGAUGGAGUAUGCCACCGGAGUGCUCAAGCAGCUUCUCUCAGACCUGAUUGAAAAGAACUUGGAGAGCAAGAACCAUCCAAAAUUGCUCUUGAGGAGGACAGAGUCGGUGGCUGAAAAAAUGCUGACAAAUUGGUUCACGUUCCUCCUGUACAAGUUCUUAAAGGAGUGUGCAGGUGAACCUCUGUUCAUGCUUUACUGUGCCAUCAAACAGCAGAUGGAGAAGGGACCCAUUGACGCCAUCACAGGAGAAGCCCGCUACUCCUUAAGUGAAGACAAGCUCAUCCGUCAGCAAAUUGACUACAAAAUGCUGACACUGAACUGUGUGAACCCUGAGAAUGAAAACGCUCCUGAGAUCCCAGUCAAGGUUCUAAACUGUGACACCAUCACACAAGUGAAGGAGAAGCUUCUGGAUGCUGUGUACAAAGGAGUUCCUUACUCCCAGAGACCCAAAGCAGGAGACAUGGAUCUGGUGAGCACGAUCCCCAGUGACCCCAUGCCCUUCUCUUCCAUCGGUGCAGAGUGGCGGCAGGGCAGGAUGGCUCGGAUAAUACUGCAAGAUGAAGAUGUAACCACAAAGAUCGACAAUGACUGGAAAAGGCUCAACACUCUAGCCCAUUACCAGGUGACUGAUGGCUCCUCUGUGGCAUUGGUGCCUAAACAGAAUUCAGCCUACAACAUUUCUAACUCCUCCACCUUCACCAAAUCACUCAGCAGAUAUGAGAGUAUGCUCCGGACAGCCAGCAGCCCUGACAGUCUCCGUUCCCGGACCCCCAUGAUCACUCCUGACCUGGAGAGUGGCACCAAGCUGUGGCAUCUGGUGAAGAAUCAUGAUCAUAUGGACCAACGAGAAGGUGAUCGUGGCAGCAAGAUGGUCUCAGAAAUCUACUUGACCCGUCUGCUAGCCACCAAGGGGACCUUGCAGAAGUUUGUUGAUGACCUGUUUGAGACCAUUUUUAGCACCGCCCACCGAGGGAGUGCCUUGCCUCUGGCCAUCAAGUACAUGUUUGAUUUCCUGGAUGAACAAGCUGAUAAGCACCAGAUCAACGAUUAUGAUGUCAGGCACACUUGGAAGAGUAACUGUCUACCUCUGCGUUUUUGGGUGAAUGUGAUUAAGAACCCCCAGUUUGUGUUUGACAUUCACAAGAACAGUAUUACUGAUGCCUGCCUAUCAGUGGUGGCUCAAACAUUCAUGGACUCCUGCUCAACUUCUGAGCAUAAGCUAGGGAAAGAUUCUCCCUCCAAUAAACUACUGUAUGCCAAGGACAUCCCCAACUAUAAGAGCUGGGUAGAAAGAUAUUAUGCAGAUAUUGCUAAAAUGCCAGCAAUCAGCGACCAAGACAUGAGCGCCUACCUGGCAGAGCAGUCACGGUUACACCUGAGCCAGUUCAACAGUAUGAGCGCGCUGCACGAGAUCUAUUCAUACAUCACCAAGUACAAGGAUGAGAUCUUAGCUGCUUUAGAGAAGGACGAACAGGCCCGAAGGCAGCGGCUGCGAAGUAAGUUGGAGCAGGCAAUUGACACAAUGGCCCUCAGUAGCUGAAAAGGUCGAGAUAGUGCUGCAGACUUCCCUAGCGGUGGCUUCCAAGGGAGAGUGGGGCAAGCGAGUUCCAGCAGCAGGAAAGCAAGCAAGAAGACAUUGGGGCCUAGCACCAAACAGUGCACAGAGUCUGCUGCGUCUCAGAACAGACAGACAGCAAAAACUUAUACUGCUGUUCUCUAAAGCAAACUGAACCUUUCUAAGAAACGUUUGGAAGGAGCGACGUAGCUAAGAACCUGAAGGACCCCAGGAGAUGCACAAGGAGGCUGGCAAGAAGAAUCGCAGCUCCGCUGCCACUGCCCCCAUCUCUGGCCCCCACCAAGACCCGUUCCAGAUCUGGUGAUGGAAGGUUCGGGACUGCACUAACUCCUAGGACAAUGUUUUUACAUUAUGGGUUUUCUGUAGCAGGCGGGUGGGUAGGCUUAUAAUUCCCCCCCUUCUGUACUUGCUUCCUUCCCCGCCUUGCCUGGACAGCUCUACUCUUUCUCUUCUCUCCCAUUCUCUCCGGCCUUCUCCCUCUAGUGUUAACUGCUAUAUUUGCACAAUUUCCACAAGCAAAGUUUUUUGGGUUUUUUUAAGAUUAAAAAUAUUGGGGGGGGGGUCUAAAUUUUCAACAAAACAUGCAGGAGUUUUAAAUAUUUUAUUUCAACACAAAGAAAGGAGCAUUAUUUGUUUGGGAUAGAAGGGGUAAAUGGGUCCAAGAGAAGAGUCCAGGGAACUUUGAUUCUUCCUGCACUUUGCCCUGUGCCAUAUUUUGUUUGAAUGUCAUUUAGCACAGGCCAAAUAGAUGCUCUUGUUUUGAAUGCUGCUUACUAGGGUGCUGGAGUUUUAGAUACAAGAAAGCAAGGAACUUACAAAAAGCAGGGUGGCCAUAUGUGGCCAGCGCCAAAGGGAAACCUCUCACCUGUCUGUGAUGACAGAGCUGGUAAGUUACUUUGUGGAAAGUGGCACAUCUUCGAGAAAAGUCUCUGCUUUGCCUUUUUAUAGCUUAAGACAGGAUGAGCUAUUUGUAAAAUGAGCUUAGCAACUCUUCAAAAGCUCAGCCUCAACCCCAUAGUAGACCCCCAAUUGCCCCAUUUGUAAAUGUUCCACUUGGAGGGCAUUUUUACAUAGGGGAACUUUCAAAGAAGUGACUCUACCAUGUUUAGCCACUGUAUGGGCACAGUCAAUGGGGAUGCCCAUUUGAACCAACUCUCAGUAUUGUUGUAAAGGAAAUAUGUCAUAGUAAAGGACGCAGUUGGACCUGAUAGGUUCUGGGCCUUGCACAAGGCCUACAGAAGAGAUUCUUCUGCGGUCUCCCUUUCUUGCAGUCUCUGGUAACAUUGGGCCUAGUCAGAGAAAUCAUGAGGUCAGUCUACAUCCAAAGAGACGAGGAACCAAGUGAUCUAGCAUGGAGCUGCAGUUUAACACUGACAGAAACAGGAUAGAAGCAGGUUGCCCCUUUUGUUUUUUCUGGCUGCAUUCAGACAUGGGGUUUAUUGCGUUAGUUUUACUGAUUAUAAUGGUAGCAUUGGUGUCCCAAUUUCUGAUGUUCCUUUCACACUGCAGUACCUGUUGCAUUAUGGAACAGUGGCUUUUUGACCACUAUACUAUCAUGUCGCACUAAAUUGCAUUCAUAACAGUGGGCAUGGUGUGACACAACAAUGAACAUCAUUGGGCAUGUUGCUGUUCCCUCAUCCUUUCCACACAUGUGCUCAUCUGUUCUCCCAUGAUUCACCCAUGAAAACGUUGGGAAGGAACUGUAUGCUGAUAUACCACCCCAAAUUUUGUCACUUUAGCCCCCACGAUUUUCUGGGUUAAAGGGGUUGGAAACAGAUUUUUUUUUCUGGAAGCAAUUAACGUAGAAAUAAGUGCUAAACUUCCACUACAUUCCACUCGAUUUCCAGAAGUGACUUUUACAUCAUGUGAAAGAUCAAAUAAAAAGUGAAAAUUAUCAGGUAAGGAAAUGUCGGGAAAAUGAAAUAAACUGCUGUCUAAAUGCAGCCAGAGUUGUGUGUGUAUGUGUCUGUACAUCUACACACACCACUUUAAAAUAUUUGAUAUAUGCAUGAUCCCAUUUUCAGCAGAAAGCAAAGCACCUCCAUUUUUGUUUAGGUAGCAAUGAAGGCCCAUACUCUAAACAUUCUUGUAAUUCCACUCUGCAGGACAUCCCUUUGCAGUUGUGACAGCAACUCCAUCAGUGGAUUUGUUUCAGGUUAGGCCUAUGAGAAAAGGGUGAGAUAGUACAAAUAGGAAGAAAUGAGUUUGCAGCAGGAAUCAUUAAAUCAUCUGUGGUAUUUGCUUUGGCUAUCUUGGUUUGACAUCAGUCUGGAGAGCAGGGCAAUAGUAAUCUCAAUAGGGAGAGCACUACUGUCUAUGGUUGGCACCAGGGCCUGAUGGAAAAGCUCCAGAGAGGUAACUCCUGCAUCUGAGUACUACUUUCUGUUCUCUGUUACUUGAUUCAGCCCAAAGGCUGUGUCCUCUUUCUACUAGGGAACUCGUUGCUGGCUAGCUUUGGACUUCUCCUGGUUAGCAAACUGCAGUGUAGGAGGCCAGAGGGAACACAUGCCAAUAUUGUGACAGAGCAGAAAAGUCUGCAAAAGAAGAGCCUGGCGCUGUUAGUUACUGCCACAUUAUCUGGGGUGUGAUCAGAUACUUCCAGUGCAAUUCAAGACAAAGUUUCCCUUACUGCUGCCACAGUGUUUUCCAAGACAUCUUGCAUCAUAUGGGGAUGUUGUACGUUACCUUUGUUUUGUGUCUGCUCACUCCUAAGGGUCAGAAGGUGUCCUCAUUUAAAAAAACAAAAAAAACCCUCCUGUCCUUGGAAUGUAAGAGCUCCAACUUUGAAAUGUGAAUUCUGUACUAUUGGAAAGGAGUCUUUUAUUCAUUAGUGACAGUUAAUCAAUUCACUGAAAUAAUACAUUUUUGAAUUUAAAAAAAACCCUGCACACUGAAUGAAGCAUUUCUGAAGGUCCUGAAAUGCCCAUUUGGUCUGAGUUUCCCAGACCAACCCUAACAAAGAGCCAGUAUAUCCCAUAUCCAGGCUAACCCACCAGAGAUGAGAGAUACAAGCCUCUUAAGGGACCUCUUAGAAAUUUUCUAAAAUCUGUUUCCCUUCGCUCCUCUCUUUUGUUCAUUAUCUCUACACCAUUCCAUUCAGUGUUCUGUCCUUCAGACUCUUAAUCCCCUCCGUUCAGUUCCUGACAAACAUAAUGCCUUUAAUUGUCAUUUAAAGUCUACUAGUAUGAUGAAGCCACUGCCCUAAUUCAACUCAGGUGACCAAACCCACCAAAUUUUCAGCCUUCACCCACCCACCCAGUACCAAGAAACUCAGUUCCUAUCUCAGCCUAGGUAAUGUUGAGAGAGGGGCUAUUGCAGAACAUACCGAGCCUGGUCCUGUCUAUUCCCUUAGAGUAAUAAGGGGAGGAGAGGGAUGUAAUGAAGUUUUUAAUUAAAAUUAAAAGUGUGUGUGUGUAUAUAUAUAUAUAUGUUGUCACAAUCUAAUUCUUGUGCCCCAGUGGGGCAACUGAAGGAGAUCAAACCAAUAUCAAAUAUGGCUUUCACACAAACAGUGGAAAAUACCAAAUGGAUAAAACUUCAAACAUUUCUCACCGAGCAGAACAAUCUUUUGAAGCCUAUAUACAUCUCAGAUUGCUUUGUAAUUUUGUUUUUAGCCUUUUUAAUUAUUUUUAAUUAAAGAGGAAAAAGAGAAGACAAUGAAAAUAAAAAAAAUAAAAAAACCUUAUGGAUUCCUGAGAUGUCUCUGGAUCCAGAAGACCUGUGGGCUGUUGCAUGACUGUGCUAGAGUUUAGUCUGAGUUCAACUUUUUUUAAAAGGAAAAGAAAUGCAAGUGUUGAAUACUAGAGGUUUGUUUAGACCUUUUUAUUUUUGAAAUUUUGGAAUUAAUUUGUCACCUUGUACAAGAAAAAAAAAUAGAAUUAACAACUGUUUAUUUCUGGAAAAUGGUACUCACAACCCUUAAAGGACAGCUAAGUGUUGCCGCACACAAAAGAUACUGUAAUAUUUUACAGGUUCCCUCCCCUCCUUGCAGUUUGCCUAAAGUGUAUUUGGAAGCAUAAAUCAUUACAUUAUUGAUGCAUAAAAGAGGUAGAGGCUGGAUUUUUCAGCUUGAUGUAAGUCAGCACAAAAGUGCUUCAUAGAAGCAGCUGAUCAAAUCCUUCAUCUCUUGAUUUCAUGGAGAGCAAACGUUUGACUGGAAAAUAUCCACAUACCUUUCUCAAGAGCUAGCUGCUUAUCUUAUCCAGGUAUCUCAGCAAUAACAACUUGGGAAACAUCACUAAAAAUUUUUAAGUAGGUUCCCUCAAGUGAGCAACUUUGUCUUGGGUCCUUCUGUACAAUAAAAGCACAAUAAAGUGCAUUAAAGUUGGGUUAAUUUGAAGGACCUGCAGAAUGCAAGUGAAAGACCUAGCUCAGUUAAUUGCAUUGUAUCUUCUCAGUUACUGGCUUUCAAUUAACCAAGUUGCCUCCAUAAUUCUGUAGAUGGCCCAUGGGAGAAAGGAGCCCUUAGCAAAACUGUAGAGACUAAACUUGCCAAUGAAGGGUGUGUGGGGAUGGGAAAUAAUUUCCCGGUGUCUUCCAGACUCCCUGCCCAGCGAACAAACCACUUCAGCUGAAAUAGCCAGAAAGUAAUAGAACUAAGUUCCCAUCUAGUGGCAUCCCACCACAACCACAAAGGGUACACAGGCAAGCACCAAGAUGGUAAGACUUAAAUUAGAUAUCCCGGUAAAUACAUUUCCACAUGCAAAGUGGAACUCAACUCAUUAAAAACUGAAUAAAUGAAGUGAAGGCAAAGUUCAAAGUUUAGGCUGUGAAAAUAGGGUGUUUCCCCCUGCUUUUUGGCCAUGCGAAACUCUUUUCUGUGGAUGUGUAAUUGUCAAUACUGAAACACCUAUUGGUGGUCUGCUCUGUGUGUGCCUGUGCAUACACACAUGGUUGGGCUUCCCUUGCCUCUAAUGCCACCUUUGUCAAUGACAAUUCUGCCGUAGAAACAGAGCCAGUGACUUUGCAGACAAUGCCUGAGGCAGAAGAGAAACUCGGUGGUUCUCCCAUAGGUGGUGAGGAGAGACAAAUAGGAAGGGGACACCCAAGUCCAAAUUUUCAUCUUUUUUUUCCAGCUCAGUGCUUACAAUUCCACUGAAAUCAACAGAAACUUUUUUGUCCACAGAUACUCUCACAGUGUGUUCCCAAAAAUUGAUUAACUGGGUCAUAACUAGAAGAUUGUUUCCUACACUUAUUUCCAAGAAGGGCAGUUUUAAUCCAUUUUUUCCUUUAACGGAUUUUGGUUGCUUUCACAUCAGGCCUUUUCUCUGGAAUUGCCAUCCUUUCUUCGCUCACUUUUUAUGGAACGUCCAGACAGCGUCCUCCUUUAACAUUGCAUUCCAGUUUUUUUUGUAUUGUCCUAUGUUUUUCCCCAGACCGGAUUCAUGGCAACAUUUUGGGUAAUAAAAUGUAAUUGGAGCACCAGCCUGUUUAGCAUGGCCAGGCAAAGCAUUAUUGGGGUUCAUAGGAAUUCCUGUACUAUAAAUUUAUCCUGUUUGCAGGUCCUACCUAUUUUAUAAUUUUCUGUUGAUCAUGGCUGGAGCAUUGGUAACUCAUUGUUCCUUAAUUGACUCAGUGUCAAUUUAUGUUUUGGAGGGAUUAUUAGUGACUUGCUUUCAUUAUUUUUAUAGUGAAAGGAAAUCAUUAAUAAAAUCUCCCACACACACACACACAUACACACAACAAUGAAAUUGGGGCAAUUAAUAGCCUAUUAAUCACUAAUUCUUCUAUCUGAAUUCAUCAAGAAGCAAUAAAACAAGUUGAACUGCUACAAAGAGGAAACGUUUAAUUAGUGUUGCCAAGAUCCUUUGCUGUAUAGUCCUUACAUAUGAGCAAACAUUAGUGGAGGAUCUAGGUCAUAUGGAAGGGCAUUUAUGGAUACAUAGAGCUAUGUUAAGUGCUUGUGUGGAAUCUGUUUUAAUUCUGCUUCCAGCUAAAUGCAAUGCCUCAGCAGUGAUAAAGGGCUCUAGUGUGGAAGCAACCUUAGCUGGAUUUUCCAGUGACCACUUGUCCUGAAUACUAAAAAGAAAGUUACUUUUAUUUGUCCUACUUUAAAUUGACACCUCACCACUGAUUAUUGAGUUUCUCCCCCAUUGAGAAACAUGCUCAUGUUCCAUCUUGGGCACACAAAGGAGUGGGGGACUAUUCAGGCAUAAAUUCACUGAAUACAUAGAUGGGAAAUAUGUGCAAAUGUCUGUCCUGUUGACUUGCAGAAUCGGAAAUGGGUUUGAUAUACAUACAUAAUUUGGUUAGAGAACAUAGUGGUGUGGUAUUUAGUGUCCAUGAAGAGAAAGUAUUUCAAAACACAUUGGGUCAAUAUAAUCUUUAUUUCUGUACACCCAUGAAAUUUUUUCUUCCUGCUUCCCACCUCCUUGUUGGUUUUGAAUUGUCUUUCUAAGAUGCCUAAGCUAUGAAUAUCUUCUGUGGCCACCUAGGCACUGUUUUUAGCCUCUUGUUCAUCUAUCACUAUGUUUCACUGAACUCUUAGUUUCAUAUUCGUGUUCAGAGUCAAUAUAACUCUGUGUGUAAGAUGAUGAAGGCAUGGAAGGGCUGUUUCUUUCAUGCUCUAAUUGUAAACUUCCCGGAAACAUCUGGCCGACUCCUCCUCCAUGAUAGACCUUGAUGGACCUUUGUUCUUAUCCACAGUGCAAGUCUUAUGUUCUUAACUGUUGCCUCCUUUGACCUUUCUGCUUCCUUUUGCUGCUCUGCAGGCUGCCUUUCUUCUUUUCACUUCUUUCCUUUGAGGGUCCAUUCUGACAAAACCAUUUGUGGUUUCAUCCCAUUAAAAGUGAAAUUAAAAGUGUGAGGAGGGGCACUAUUUUCCACAAGAAUAAAUAUUUUAUUCGCACUCUUCUUGAUCCAUCCAUAUGCACUAAGAUCUUUAGGGGCUUUCGCAGCAAUGCCAAAUCCCCUGGCAUUUCUGUAGUACUGCAGGACUACAGGAUUUUUAUGUGCAGUCAUGUGUAGUUCAUAGGAAGAUCGUUUGAUACGCAUUUUGAUGCUCAAGUGAUCACAGGAAAAGCAAAACAUAUACGCUGUUAAAAUCUGGAUAUAGGGCAACAUUCUGCUGAACUACUCUGCUGUCAUGGGCAUCAUUUGAUAAUUUGGCAGAAUUAGACAAAAAAAAAACCCUUCAAAAACCAAAGGACUGGGAUUGAAAAUGGCAGGAAGGCUACAGGGAAGAGACCUGGCUGAUUUGGAACAACUUGUGAACUAGGUACGUGUGUGUGUGUGUGUGUGUGUGUGUGUAGUCUGAGUAUAAUGAGAACCUAAAUUGGCAUUGGACAAGCUGGAUAUGCUGACAUGUCCUCCUUUGCCUUAGUGAUGUUGGUAUCACCACGGAUUUCUAAGAGCAAUUAAACUCAGGAACAGGUGGCUGUUUUUUUUUUUUAAAAGUCACCUAUAUAAUUUCAGUUUGCAAUUUUCCAGCAUCAUCUCAAUCCCCUUCUCCACAAAGCCAUUAUUAGUUCCAGGCAUUAGUGACUUCUAGAGAAGGUCUCCAUGAUUUGAGUAUUCCAUCAGAAAAAGUGCAGAUGAAAUACACCUUUUGUUUUUCAGGUGCUACUUUAGCUAUCCCUAUCCAUUGUUUAAAAUGCGUAAUCAUACAGUCCCUCCUGCCUUGUGCCCUCAGAUCCCUAUCCCCCAUGCCCUCUAACACUGGUGCUAUCUAAGAACAGGAUACAAUAGGAGUAGGAUGUAAAGGUGCACCUCAGCAGAAAUAUUGAAGGCACAGACUAGGAAAGGAACUCGUUCCAGCUCAUCUCAAUGGGAAUGUCAAAUGAUUGAGGUCCAAAAAUACAUAGUUCUUCUGAAAAAAUGGUUGGAACCAGCUAAUAAGGAAGUGUCUGUUUUUUUCUAUAUACCCUGAACCCUAUGUUGGUGGCAUUCCCUGUUCCUUGGACUCUGAAAGUAUAGGAACAGUCUCAAGCAGAAUGGGAUAGUGCACUAAUCAAGAUGGUGAGCAAAACCUUUUCCCCGUUGCAGUUUUCCUCUGAAUUGAGCACUUUUAAUUCUCCCUUGGAUUUAAUAUACAUACAAGGCUUGCCACUUUUUCUUUCAAAGGAACAUCAAGUCCACAGUUAGCUGUCCUUUAAGGAAAAGGGGAGGGGAUUGGCAUGGGAGGGGUGGAGCAGAGAAAAUAAUAAACAAAGAAUUUUAAUAGUAAAAUUUAAAAAUAAUAAAAUCAUGAAAACUUUAUGUGAUUGUUUCAGACUUGAAGCAACUGUGCCAGUGUGGCAGGUCGGCACCCUUUGAUUGUGUAAAUAUCCUGCUAUUUCCUAUUUUAAUGUUCUUCAGAUUUAGUACUUGUAAAUAAACACGCGCAACAAG